AUGGAAAAUCUGCACCAGAAUGUUAUUCCUCAAGCUGUGGACGAGCUUGUCACUCCGGGUGACCACCAGCAGCACACCACCGCUGCCGCUAACAUAUUAACAGCGUCAGAGAUAGACUCGCUGUUACAAAAUUGGACCCAUGACAACACUGGCCAGUUAGUCCGCAACCAGGCGGGGGGCGAUGCCGCCUUGUUACCAGACCCAGAUCGGCUUCGGCGGACGCGAGCCUUGGGAGAUGUCCUUCACACAGUCCAGCAGCUGUGGUAUGCAGGCUCUGAAGAGAUCGAUGCAGUUGCCCAGAUACUCGCGAACGGGAGCAGAACUGCGUCUUGGAGGCUUCCGCUUGGGGAUUCAGCCGUCUUUGACUUCUUCCUCGGCAUCCUUGCCGUCGACACGAUACGCCAGUCUUUAAAGUUGCAGAUAUUGCGGCUAGCUGGAAAUUGCUGCGCCGAUGCUGAUGAGAAUCGCGCGCGCGUCGUCUCAUCCAACCACAUGCCAGCCCUACUGGCGCAGCUCGAGGAUGACAGUUUAUUGCCGUUUGCUAUCCAGGUCAUACAUAAUGUCAUGAUGGACUAUGAGUCCACGCAGCUCGCAGCCUUGAACGCUGGCCUCAGUGCGAAGCUCGUCGACCUUCUUGCCAGCCCGCGGUUCGCCCACUGCCAGCAUCUUCUCGGCAUGAUCGGCACCAUCUUUGAGAUGCUUGUUGGCCAUCCUUCUGGCCGAUCUCUGCUACCUGCCGACUUUCACCAAGUCUACGAUCUCAGCUCCCCCAUCUUCCAGACGUUCCAGUCCUGGCUACGCCCGUGCAUCCGUGCUGCCGGACUGGGACCCGCGCGACGACGGCCCAAGUUUGGCGUGCUGCGGAGCGAGGCGUGGUUUGUGUUUGCGCUCAUGGCGAGGAGCGAGGACGGCGCUGGCGUUGUGUCCAAGGUGCUUGCUGUGCCCGGGGCGUGGGAGGCGCUCGUGGAGAGCAUCACGGGGAGAAGAGAGGGUGAAGAGCGUUCGGCUGAGACGGCGGAGGAAAGGGGUGAGGUUACCAUCAGUACGGAUGCUGCCUCUGUCGUGGAUGGGCUGCAGCCGCAGCAGGUUGAUCCGCAGCAGGCGGAGGGGAUGGCCAGGGUUGAUCGGGAGAACGGCUUGGUGCUCGUGUCCGAGCUGGUCAAGCAUGCUGGGGGGGAUUUCCCCGCGGCGAGAAGAGCAGCACUGGGAGAGAUGCUGAAGGAAGGCGGGGAGUUGGUGGCCGAGGGUCGAAAAGAUGACGGCGCGAAGGAAGGCUAA
This is a messenger RNA of Verticillium dahliae VdLs.17, 1278 nucleotides long. RefSeq lists its product as uncharacterized. Gene Ontology annotation, molecular function: guanyl-nucleotide exchange factor activity. NCBI's taxonomy places the organism in Eukaryota, Fungi, Ascomycota, Sordariomycetes, Glomerellales, Plectosphaerellaceae. Gene Ontology annotation, biological process: positive regulation of GTPase activity. The record is from RefSeq and is a predicted model, not a curated record. Bases 1 to 1278 code for a protein of 425 amino acids. The transcript is spliced from 6 exons. Gene Ontology annotation, cellular component: cytosol.